CGUAACGUCGUUGAUGAUGGGACCCGCCUUCCUCUGGCAAGAUGGCGGCGCUGGUGGUACAGCUGAAAUGUGGACUCCACUUGCAAAGACAAACAUUUACUACUUUACUCCAACAUACAAGUUCGUAUCAUAUUUGGAGAGGAGGUAACACACCGAAUGGGAAGCAACAGACGACUUAUUUGCUGAGCCCCAACGUGAGGACAGCCUCGUGGACAGUCAACAGAAGUGACAACAGACGUAUACUGGAGGCUGCAAAGCAUUUGCAGGUGACCGAGAGGACAUGUUGGCACGGAAAUGCAGGCGGAAGGCUAAACGCAGACCCCAAAAAUGUGGUAGGAAAACAAAUCGUACUUCCAAAUGUUCUAUAA
Messenger RNA from Oncorhynchus keta (chum salmon), 368 nucleotides. RefSeq names its product iron-sulfur clusters transporter ABCB7, mitochondrial-like. NCBI's taxonomy places the organism in Eukaryota, Metazoa, Chordata, Actinopteri, Salmoniformes, Salmonidae. The record is from RefSeq and is a predicted model, not a curated record. The coding region runs from base 42 to 368 and encodes 108 amino acids. The transcript has 3 exons.